AUGUCUUCUCUUCCGCGCGGAAAACCCCGUGUAUCGAGAGCCCGAGGAAGCGACGAAGAAUAUGUGCUGUUCCUCCAGGGUAUUCCAUCCCGCUGUCGCUGGCAGGAGCUCAAGGACUUAGUGCGUCAAACGGCACUACACAUUCGACAGGCAGUAGUCUACGAUGAUCACCAUGGAUUCCCCACCGGGCUGGGCCAGAUCAUUGUAAAGGAAGAGGGCGAGGCCUGGCGAACAUACCACAGACUAUCCACAAACGGCUGGGAAGGGCAGAGCCUGGUGGUCACACUCGCGCGGACGAGCUCGCCGACCCGACCAAUUGCAGGGCCUACAAAGAGCCCAGCAUGCGUUAUACAACCUAGCUACAUAGCAGGUUAUUCGACCCCGCCAAGAAUGGCCCGAAACAGCGCUAUACCACCCUCUCCCAUAAAUACAGAUCCCGUUACACCGUCUAGUCCAACCUACCGCAGCGCAGAGUAUAGCGCUAUGGUCAACCCGAUAUUUCUCUCGCAUCAAGCCUUCAUGCCCGCUUUUACAGAUCCGUCACAGGUGGUUCCAAGAGUGCCGAGCUCACCCACUCCCUCCUUAUGCGACCCAAUGGCGUUUGGCCUUAUCCCUACAUAUGCCAUGUCUCACCAAAUGCAGCAACCCGUCAUAGCAAACAGCUUCAGGCCGAGCCACCUCAGCACUACCCCACACAAGAGCCCGUACAGUUACAACACCAGUUUCCCACCGUCAUACUCUCGCCAAAAUCUCCGCCGCAGCGUCAUAAUCCAGAAUCUUAACCCAGCAACCACGGAGGAGGGUCUGCUGAGCUCCCUGCAAGAAACCGUUACUGUGGAGCAUUGCGAAAUGCUAACCCCGCACGUGGUGACCACGUCUGAUGUUCAGCCCACUCGGAGCAGGCUCACUGCGCGCGUCACGCUUCGCUCUGCAGAAGAAGCCAAGCGGGUUGUAGCUUUGUACAACAACACCAUCUUCAUGCGAUCCAGGAUCCGUGUCAAGAUCGACAAGAGCACAUCGCGCACUUUCUCAUACAGUCUUACACCCGAUCAAUACGCUGCAUACCAGAACGAGAUCUCUAUCUGUGCAAGUAGAAUAGAUCAGCUGCAGCUCACUCCGCCGACAACGCAGGCCUCGUGCUCAGACACAGAUAGACCGGUUCAGGGUCAUGAGCAUCCACGAUCUGACGUUGCCGAGCUCUGUCCCAAGCCAAAAUCCAAUUCCAAGCCAGCUGAUAGCUGCCAGCCACUGGUAGUCAAUGGGUCUGGGCUCGGAGGAAGAACCGCCGUGGCGAUCUGA
Messenger RNA from Aspergillus mulundensis, 1299 nucleotides. RefSeq names its product RNA-binding protein. Gene Ontology annotation, cellular component: cytoplasm; ribonucleoprotein complex; nucleus. NCBI's taxonomy places the organism in Eukaryota, Fungi, Ascomycota, Eurotiomycetes, Eurotiales, Aspergillaceae. Bases 1 to 1299 code for a protein of 432 amino acids. The transcript is spliced from 4 exons. Gene Ontology annotation, molecular function: mRNA binding. The record is from RefSeq and is a predicted model, not a curated record.